GCAAGCACUCUGAAACUGGAAACUUCUCCUAGCUUCGGUGGGCUGUAGCGGUAUUUGUCUUCCCCAACGCUAUGCAUUCAGCAAGGAUUUAUAAUAUCUAGAAGUACGUAAAUAGGUUUAACAGGUAGAAGGCACAUAUGCAAUAGUAAUUCUUGGAGUAAUUUAUGUCAAACAGACUUAUUUGAGAUUUAAUUGGAUGUCUUCUUAAAAUGGCUACAGUUUUGGGGCAAUUUAUGGAGUUUCACCCAGUUCAUGGUGCCAAUGUGAAACUGGACUGCUAUGGGACUAAGGCCACUCGUGUUGAAAGUUUUGCUAAUGGAAUUUGCUUUAGUAAACAUCCUUUAAACCCUGGAGAGAUUUUCUUGGUGGAAAUCGAGGACAAGGAGAUAGGCUGGUGUGGCCACCUCAGGAUUGGACUAACAGCACAUGACCCUCAAAAGUUGGAGACGGUUCCUGAGUAUUCCCUGCCUGACCUGGUGGAACAGGGAGGAAGCUGGGUUUUUGCCAUAACCAGAAAUCAUAACAAAGUUAUUGAGAAUGAGGUUCAGGAGGCCCAAGGAGCAGGUGGGCAGCAAGCAGAUGAGGAUGAAGGCAGCAAUAUAAAAACAUUUUUCACUGAAAGUCACUUGUAUAUAGAUAAUUUAUGCAUACCAAAGGAUAAGUUGGUGGGACGUAGUCGGCCUGGUCGGUUCAGUCACAUCCUGGAUGAUCUGUAUAAAACGAACGCUUUGCCACCCACUGCCAGACGCAGUCGGAUAGGAGUUUUGUUUGUGCCAAAAAGACAAGGUUUUGCUGAUAUGCAUAUUGUCAUUAAUGGUGAAGACAUGGGUGCCUGUGCCAAAGGUGUUCCCACCAUUCAGCCUCUCUAUGCUGUUGUGGAUGUAUUCGCCGCUACUAAAAGUGUCAGAAUUGUACAAGUGGAAUAUGGCCUUCCCUCACUUCAGACACUUUGUCGAAAAACUAUUCAGAAGUACAUCAUUCACAGAAUGGCUUUGGACUGGUUGGAGCUCCCAGAGAUGCUAAAACAUUACUGUAAAUUUGAGUAACAAAGUCAUGGGAGAACUGGAAAAGCUCUGACAGUUGCACAGCUAACAGUUGGAUUAUAACAUUUGUUCAACACAUGUAAAUAACAAAUGGUAAACAAUUACAUGUAUGUAAGAUAUUAUUAUUUAUUAUUUA
Messenger RNA from Tachysurus vachellii, 1179 nucleotides. RefSeq names its product neuralized E3 ubiquitin protein ligase 2 (gene neurl2). The transcript is spliced from 2 exons. Gene Ontology annotation, biological process: intracellular signal transduction. NCBI's taxonomy places the organism in Eukaryota, Metazoa, Chordata, Actinopteri, Siluriformes, Bagridae. Gene Ontology annotation, molecular function: ubiquitin protein ligase activity. Bases 210 to 1046 code for a protein of 278 amino acids. The record is from RefSeq and is a predicted model, not a curated record.